AUGCAACAUUUGAUCGGAUGUCUGCAGGGUUCUGCGUCUGACGCCAUUCGCAAUAUACCCGUGUCCGCUGAUAAUUAUGACCUUGCGUGGUCCACGUUAUCGUCGCGUUUUCAUCGCCCGCGAUUGGUCGCAACUGCAUUGAUCGACAAAUUGCUCAACGCCCCGGUGUCGUCGCAAGAGACGCUGUCCGAUCUCAACAAUUUUGUAUCGACCUUUUCCGAAAACAUUGCGUUACUAAAUGCCUUGAACAUUACGGACCUCGGAUCAUUCAUAGUGUUUUCCAUGGCUUUUCGGUGUCUCCCGGCAUCUACACGCAAAUUAUUCGAGUCGUCCACUCCUCCACAGUUUCCGUCGGUGACUGAGUUGCUAGCUUUCGUACAGUCCCGUGUAGCGAUCUUGGAGAUAGCCGGAGAUCAUCAGAAAAAGUCCAAUAAUCGAUCACAGUCUACAUCACACAGCAGCGCGUUCGCUAAGAAGGGUCCGUUCAAACCAACCAAUACAUCGUUAGUCAUUUCAAAGCCAUCAAUCUCCAAGAGCGAUUCCUGUCCGAAUUGCCGUGUAAAGCAUACCAUCACUGCCUGUCAGAAGUUCUUGUUGUUGUCGGUCGAGGACCGCAACAAGUGGGCUCGUGACAACGGUGUGUGCUACACGUGUUUGUCGACCACUCAUUGGGCUAACAAAUGUCACUCGAAACUCCGCUGUGAUACCUGUUCUAGGAAACACCAUACGCUGCUUCAUGGUUUUUCGACACGAGGCCAGUCAGAAAAUGCUUCAUCCAACGGUGACGCUUCCUUGUGCGCCACAUCGAUGCCAUCAAGGGCCGAUGAGUCAUCGGCUGUGCUAUUAGGCACCGCUCUCGUCCAUAUCCGUGAUCAUUGUGGCACCUGGCAAACCGUCCGUGCCAUCAUUGAUUCAGCAUCCCAGAUAAGUGCCAUAACUGUGUCCUGUUCCACCCGCUUAGGUCUGCGAUUGAAACAUUGGACAGCGCCGAUCAGUGGAUUAUCCGGCGCAACGGUAGCUGAUGUCCGAGGUACAGUCGAUUGUGUCGUACAACCAAGGUUCGCUACAGAACCACAGUUAAGAACAAAUGCGUGGGUGUUGCCGUCGAUAACUUCAAAUAUGCCCCGUCGGUCUUUAGUUACAAGCGUUAAGGAUCGAUUCGCAAACCUGGCGCUUGCGGAUUCUACGUUCGAUAUUGCGUCUCCGGUUGACGUACUACUGGGAGCCGACUUGUUCGCACAGAUAAUAGACGGCCGGAAAGUUACGAUAGCUGCGGAUCUACCCACAGCUUUCAGCUCUAUAUUCGGGUGGAUUCUGAUCGGGCCG
Myzus persicae (green peach aphid) is the source of this 1326-nucleotide messenger RNA. RefSeq lists its product as uncharacterized. The annotation marks the transcript as partial. The transcript has a single exon. Lineage: Eukaryota; Metazoa; Arthropoda; Insecta; Hemiptera; Aphididae. The record is from RefSeq and is a predicted model, not a curated record.